GGGGGCGGAGACAGUCUUCACGGCUCACAUGCGGCACAGCUGUGCGAGUGCAUCUCAGCAUUUCUCUCUUUAAAUGAGGGAUCCAGACAGUGUGAGGGAAUGAUCUCGGCGAUUCAUGUGUAAUAAUCUCUAACGGACACAUAUAUUUCGCAUUCACCUCACAGGAGGGCAUUCCUUUAAUUUCUUUGGCAAGAUAAUAAUUUAAAAAAAAAUGGACAGUUCAGACAAGGAGAACAAGUCAGAUGAAGAAUUUGAAUCACCCGAGGAAGAAGAGGUGGACCCGAGAAUUCAGGGAGAGCUUGAGAAGCUAAAUCAGUCCACAGAUGACAUCAACAGAUGUGAAACUGAGCUUGAGGAUGCCAGGCAAAAGUUUCGCUCUGUGCUGGUGGAAGCCACUCUAAAGUUAGACGAGCUGGUGAAGAAGAUUGGGAAAGCGGUGGAGGAAUCAAAACCCUACUGGGAGGCCCGGCGGGUGGCACGGCAGACUCAGCUGGAAGCACAGAGAUCCACACAAGACUUCCAGAGGGCCACAGAAGUACUGCGGGUGGCCAAAGAGACCAUCGCCCUGGCUGAACAGAGGCUGUUGGAGAAUGAUAAGCGGCAAUUUGACUCUGCAUGGCAGGAGAUGCUCAACCACGCAACACAGCGAGUGAUGGAGGCCGAGCAGAUAAAAACACGCAGUGAGCUACUGCACAAGGAGACCGCUGCUAAAUACACCGCCUCCAUGAGCCAUAUGAAACAGCUGGAGAAGAAGCUCAAACGCACCAUCAACAAGUCUAAGCCCUAUUUUGAAAUGAAGGCAAAAUAUUACUUGCAGCUUGAGCAACUGAAAAAGAAUGUGGAUGAUCUCCAGGCCAAGCUGACACAGGCUAAAGGGGAAUACAAGUCAGCCCUGAGAAACCUGGAGAUGAUCUCUGAUGAGAUCCAUGAGCGCAGACGCUCCUCAGGCAUAGGCCCGCGGGAGAGAGGCGUAGGGGCAGAGGGUGAUGGUGUCACUGGUGAAGACUUGUCUGGCUUCAAAUUGGAGUCUGAUGGAAUUUCGAUGGCAUCUGGCUCCUACGAGGAUGAAAACUGCAGCACCAGUGCCAUGUCCGAGGAAGACUCGGAGACUCAGUCCAACAGUAGCUUCAGUUCUGUGCCAAACAGCCCUCUGGACUUGCUCUGUCCUUUCUCCUCAUCCUCCUCUUCCUCUGGUUCUCCGACCUCCACCUCCCCCACCCCUUCCUCUCGCCCCUGCAGUCUAGACCUGCCUAGCACUGUCUCUUUGUCUGAUUUUAGCCUGAUGUCUCCCAUCCUCGGGCCACGCAGCGAAUGCAGCGGCGCCUCCUCCCCCGAGUGUGACCUAGAGAGAGGUGACCGAGCAGAAGGGGCCGAGGCCUUACUGGACAACGUUCUCAAAAACAACAACAGCAUCAGCAACACCAAAACAACCUUUGGCCUGGAUAGCCGUUUUCGCCUGCUGUCUCUAAAACUUAGCCGAAAUGAAAGCAGAAAAACCAUUGCCCGAGCCCCCUUGGGUCUGGCUCAGCAACCCUCCCCAGCCACAAUCCUGCUGGAUGGGAUGUGACUGCAAUGCAUGCAACACCAAUGUAUUUGAUACAUUCAUCCACAUUUUGUGCGAGAGGCACUGGCAGUCACCCGUCCUCCACUUCACCAGUGUGUCAUUGCAGCCCAUUCCUCUCACUGUCUAGAAUGUUCCGCCAACUUUCAGACUGAACUUUCACUCGAUCUCACGGGUGUGAGAAAAGCAAUGUGCCGAGGAGACAAAUCUGCCACUGGAGGGGCAAAGAACUGAAUUAAGCUUUGAAAAGAAGUGGUAAUCUUGGUAAAAACAAUUAACGUUCCAAAUCUAGAAAGUCUAAAGAUGGCGUUAGCACACUUGUCAAUUAAGAAGCACUUGUCUUUUUACUUAUAAAAUGCAUAAGAGAUUUGUUAUGAUGUAGAUUUAUGCCACUGGUUGUCUUUAAUGUCUUUGUAACAGUGCCAAUGGAAAAUAUACAGUCAUUUGUGUGGCAGUAUAAUGUUUCAACCGUUACUGAGUUAUUGUAUAUCUAAGACAUCUGCACAUGAUCUCGCUUCAGCCUGGUGCUCAACAGACUCACCUGCGUGUCUUUCAUGAAGACUUCCAUCUUCAAAAAGGACUCCAAAUCUUAAGAGGAACUUCUGCGCUGUAACAGUGACUCACAAGGAAGUGACGCAAACUACCUGCAUCACAGGUCACCACCUCAGUGUCAUCCAGGGACCUGCAGGAGCUACAGGCUGAUCCAUACUGGUCACUAUCACCUUCCUCCACAAGCCAAAUCCACUGCAUGCCGCUCAAUGCUGUCUCUAUGUAAAGAACAAACAUUGUUUUCAAUAUAAAUAGAAAAAGAGCAAUAGAUUUCGAUUCACAAUGUUUUUGUGGAAGACAAUGAUUCAGAAAGUAGCAUAAAAAGCUGGAUCUACUGUGCUUGCACUGAUGAUUAGAUCCCAGUGGGGGACUUGCUGCACUGAUGAAGAGGACAAUUACUGAAUGCUCCAUCCAGCUUCUGCGUGCAGUAGCCACUGAUUUCGAGACAGAUGGCACAGCUUCUGGUCUAGUCAGUAAGCUGUGUGGUGUUUUUUUGUGACUUUGUGUCUCAUCUGUUUUUCUUUGCGUUCUUUUUUUCGCCUUGCAAACGUUCUUCUCCCGUUUGUCUUGUUGGCUCUUUGGUUUUUGUUGUUUUGAGAACUGAUUGUGAGGUAAGAAACCUUGUAGCAGUGUUUAAGUGAUUAAUGGCGUUGAACUUGGUCUUUUGUUGUUUACAAAGCUCGUGUAACGUAAUUGUUCUCAGACUGAAAUAAAAUGUUACCUGAAUUGA
Molecule: messenger RNA, 2840 nt
Organism: Cyprinus carpio (common carp)
Lineage: Eukaryota; Metazoa; Chordata; Actinopteri; Cypriniformes; Cyprinidae
Product: SH3 domain-binding protein 5-like
Biological process (GO): negative regulation of protein tyrosine kinase activity; intracellular signal transduction
Cellular component (GO): cytoplasm
Molecular function (GO): protein kinase inhibitor activity
Source: RefSeq, a predicted model, not a curated record